Medioppia subpectinata is the source of this 1695-nucleotide messenger RNA. The record is from the annotation of a GenBank genome assembly. NCBI's taxonomy places the organism in Eukaryota, Metazoa, Arthropoda, Arachnida, Sarcoptiformes, Oppiidae.
GUUUUCUGCGAAACGAUAGACAAAAUGCAAUGUAUUUUGAAUACAAAUUAUUGUGUUUUGAAUGAAACGAUUGAAUCAAUAAAUCAUUUGGAUUUCAAUCAAACAAUUGAUUGCAAAACAUUCAAAAUCAGUGAUAAAAUGAUUUCAAUGACUGAAACUAAUAAUAUUUCAAAUAAUAAUCAUAAAUAUUUUUACUGUCUUUCGAUUAACUGUGAAUAUAAAACCAAAUUCAAAGGCAAUCUAAAUAUACAUCAAUCAAGUCAUUCACAAUUACGACAAUUUAAAUGUGAUUUUAAUAAUUGCCAUAAAAGUUAUAAACGAAAAUAUCAUUUAAUUAUUCACAAAAAUAGCAUUCAUUUAAAUAAAACAUUAAAAUGUGAUUUCACUGAUUGUAACAAAAGUUUUGCAAAAACAUACGAUUUAUUUCGACACAAAAUGUCUGUUCAUUCGAGUGAUAAACCAUUUAAAUGUGAUGACGAAAAUUGCGAUAAAGGUUUUGGACACAAAUGUGAUCUAAAUCGACACAAACGCAUUCAUUCGGGAGAAAAACCAUAUAAAUGUGAUUUCAGUAAUUGCACCAAAAGUUUCACAAGAAACUUUCAUUUAAUUCAACACAAAAAUAGCAAUCAUUUAAAUAUAAGAUUUGUUUGUGAUAUCAAUAAUUGUAACAAAAGUUUUACGACUAAAACAAGUUUAUUUCGACACAAAAGUUAUGUUCAUUUGAAUGAAAAGGAACUCAAAUGUAAUGAAGAGAAUUGUGAUAAAAGUUAUAGUACAAAAUACAAUCUAUUUAAACACAAACGCAUCCAUUUGAUGGUAAAGCCAUUCAAAUGUGGUUUCAAUGAUUGUUUUGAAAAAAAGCCAUUUAAAUGUAAUGAAGAGAAUUGUGGCAAAAGUUUUAGUCAAAAAUCACUCUUAAAACUACACAAACGACGCAUUCAUUCGGGAGAAAAACCAUUUAUUUGUGAUUUCAAUGACUGUAAUAAACGCUUUUCACAAAAAGUACAUUUAAUUUCACACAAAAGUUAUAUUCAUUCGACUGAAAAAUUAUUCAAAUGUGAUGAACAAAAUUGUAAUAAAAGUUUUAAAGUAUAUCGUAUGUUAAUGGAACACAAAUCCAUGCAUUCGGGAGAUAAACCAUUUAAAUGUGAUUUUAAUGAUUGUACGAAACGUUUUCCACACAAAUCAAAUCUAAAUCAACACAAAAGAUGUUUUCAUUUGAAUGAAAAACUAUUCAAAUGUAAUGAAGAAAAUUGUGGCAAAAGUUUUAAAAAUAAACCGCAACUCAAUCAACACAAACGCUGGCAUUCGGGAGAAAAGCUAUUUAGUUGUGAUUUCAGUGAUUGUAACAAAAGGUUCAAAACAAAUGGACAUUUAAAUCGACACAAAAGUUGUGUUCAUUUAAAUGAAAAGCGAUUCAAAUGUAAUGAAGAGAAUUGUGGCAAAGGUUUUGGUGGAAUUUCAGAUUUAAUUCGACACAAACGCAUACAUUCGGGAGAGAAACCAUUUGUUUGCGAUUUUAAUGAUUGCAAUAAAGGUUUUUCACAUAAAUCACAUUUAUAUCGACAUAAAAGAUGUGUUCAUUUGAAUGAAAGGCCUUUUAAAUGUAAUGAAGACAAUUGCAACAAAAAAUUCACAACAAAUGCACAUUUAAAUCGACACAAAAGUUAUGUUCAUUUGAAGCAAAAGAAAUAA